UAGCUGCAGGAUUAGAGUUCAGCUUUCUUGUUCGGCAUUGGAGGAAAUCCAGAAAACGGAAAAUCCCACCAAAAAGGACCAGAAUAAAAAGCCAAAACGAUAACUUUCUAGUACCAGAGCAUUUAUAAAUAUCUGAACUAUAAUAAUAUUAGUCUAUAUAACCCCAAAAUAGGGUUACAUAAAGUCAGGACCACUCCCAACUUAACAUAACCACCGUCGAUUCUACCUUGAGGAGCUUUCGGAAACCAGCAGCCCCCUCCGGUAGCGGACGCGCCGCCGUGACACGUCACCCAAAACCAACGAUUUUCUGACAAACUUGACGCCACGUGUCCUGCAUGAAUACCUUGCGGGGCCCCCACCAGAUCUGAAAACUUCGAGUACUUACUUCCUUAUUCUAGCCUUCUAGGCCUGGCUCCCAUUUAUGACCUAUAUACCACAAAGUCCACGAACCCCAGAGCCAAUCGGGUGCCUCCACUCCUCACCGGCCGGUCAGAUGAGCCAAUCACCUCGAACCCCCAUCUGGGUUUGGUGCUGAUCACGGUCACAGGUGAAUUUUCCUCAGCCUAUGUUGAUGUUGGAAUCGAGCUCUUCGGUUUCAGAGCAUUUAAGAGUCUUGUGAAACUUUCGUUGUUUCAAUUUUUGACGAGAACCCAUGUCGUUUUUGAGGCAAAGAAAGGGAAAAGGUCCCAACCCAGAGCUUCGGAACAACGAUAAUGAGGAUAGCGAGAAGGAGAGAGAGAACAGAGAGCGAAAGCAAAGAGAAAACGAGACGCAGAGAAGGAAGUGGUCGUGUAUCGAUGGCUGUUGCUGGUCUAUUGGUUGUAUAUGCUCCACUUGGUGGUUCUUACUUUUUUUGUACAACGCAAUGCCGGCUUCGUUCCCUCAGUACGUGACCGAAGCGAUUACGGGUCCGUUGCCGGACCCACCUGGCGUGAAGUUGCGAAAGGAGGGAUUGAGUGCCAAGCAUCCGGUCGUGUUCGUUCCCGGAAUCGUCACCGGCGGCCUCGAAUUGUGGGAGGGACACCAGUGUGCUGAUGGCUUGUUUAGGAAGAGGUUGUGGGGCGGAACAUUUGGGGAAUUGUAUAAAAGACCAUUAUGCUGGGCUGAGCAUAUGUCUCUGGAUAAUGAAACUGGACUGGACCAGUCAGGUGUAAGGGUAAGGCCUGUAUCUGGCCUUGUGGCAGCUGAUUACUUUGCACCAGGUUAUUUUGUCUGGGCAGUUUUAAUUGCUAACUUGGCUCGGAUUGGAUAUGAAGAAAAAACCAUGUAUAUGGCUGCAUAUGAUUGGAGGCUAUCAUUUCAAAACACUGAGGUUAGGGACCAAAGUUUAAGCAGGAUAAAGAGCAAUAUAGAACUGAUGGUUACUACAAAUGAUGGGAAAAAGGUUGUAGUUAUUCCUCAUUCAAUGGGUGUGCUUUACUUUCUGCAUUUCAUGAAGUGGGUUGAGGCACCAGCACCAAGGGGAGGUGGGGGUGGAUCAGAUUGGUGUGCAAAGCAUAUCAAAGCUGUAAUGAACAUUGGAGGACCCUUCUUAGGUGUUCCAAAAGCAGUCUCAGGGCUUUUCUCUAUUGAAGCAAAGGAUAUUGCUGUUGCCAGGGCCUUCGCACCAGGUGUUUUGGAUAAGGAUGUUUUUGGUCUUCAGACUUUACAACAUAUGAUGCGGAUGACACGCACAUGGGAUGCAACAAUGUCAAUGAUACCAAAAGGAGGUGACACUGUCUGGGGUGGCCUUGAUUGGUCACCUGAAGGAUUUUACAAUUGUAGUGCAAAGAAGCUGAAGAACAAUGGCACAGUAGCAAAUGGCCAAAAUGGAGCAACAAAUAAGGGUUCUGCUAAGGGAGUGAACUACGGAAGAAUGAUAUCAUUUGGGAAAGAAUUAGCUGCAGUACAUUCUUCUGAGAUUGAGAGGAUCGAUUAUUGGGGUGCUGAAAAGGGUAAUAACCUUGUGAACACGACGAAAUGUGAUGUAUGGACCGAGUACCAUGAAAUGGGUGUUGGGAGUGUCAAGGCUAUUGCAGAUUACAAAGCUUACACUGUUGCAGAAAUUUUGGAUCUGCUUCAUCAUGUUGCCCCAAAGUUGAUGGCACGUGGAGAAGCUCACUUUUCAUACGGAAUUGCUGACAAUUUGAAGGACCCAAAAUAUCAACAUUACAAAUAUUGGUCAAACCCUUUGGAAACAGAAUUACCGAAUGCGCCAGACAUGGAGAUCUAUUCGAUGUACGGAGUAGGUAUUCCCACAGAAAGAGCAUAUGUGUACAAACUAACUCCUUCCUCAGAAUGCUACAUUCCCUUUCAGAUAGACACCUCAGCAGAGGGUGGAAAUGAGGACCCUUGUUUGAAAGGUGGAGUUUUCUUAAGUGAUGGAGAUGAAACUGUCCCUGUUUUGAGUUCGGGUUUCAUGUGUGCAAAAGGUUGGCGGGGGAAGACCCGGUUCAAUCCUUCUGGCAUCCGAACUUACAUACGGGAGUAUGAUCAUGCUCCUCCAGCCAAUCUUUUAGAAGGCCGGGGCACUCAAAGUGGCGCUCAUGUCGAUAUAAUGGGGAAUUUCGCACUUUUAGAAGACGUUAUAAGAGUAGCAGCCGGUGCAACUGGUGAUGAGUUAGGUGGAGAUCGAGUUUUCUCUGAUAUUUUCAAAUGGUCCGAGGCAAUUAAUUUACAACUCUGACAUUACACGUAAUGGCCAAGUUCUUACUUAUACACUGGAGCUUCAAAAGCGAGAUACGCAUGGUGAAUUAGAAAUGAAAAUGGUUGCUGGUUGAUUAAAGCUACAGCUCCCAUUUACAUUAGAAAAAAGGAAGACUAAGAAGUGAGAGAGCAGGUUUCAUAAAACAAGCUCAUCACAACUUAGUAGUAUUGUCAUCUAUAGUUGCAGUCUUCAUUUUUUUUGGGUAUACCCAACUUUUACAAUUGAUAUCCUGAUUGAAAUUCUUAUAUUCAAUUAAUUUAUUCACACAAGUUUGUAUGUUCCUUUCUUGGAAUAUAUACUAUGUUUAUCUUUGCACUGUAAUUA
Messenger RNA from Humulus lupulus (European hop), 3010 nucleotides. RefSeq names its product phospholipid:diacylglycerol acyltransferase 1-like. Bases 653 to 2665 code for a protein of 670 amino acids. Gene Ontology annotation, cellular component: cytoplasm. Gene Ontology annotation, biological process: lipid metabolic process. The record is from RefSeq and is a predicted model, not a curated record. NCBI's taxonomy places the organism in Eukaryota, Viridiplantae, Streptophyta, Magnoliopsida, Rosales, Cannabaceae. The transcript is spliced from 7 exons.